AUGUCACUUGAUGAAAUCAAUAAAAUAGAAUCAAAUGGAAGUACAGCUUUACAUGUCGCAUGUUAUUAUGGUCAUUAUGAUAUUGUUAAGAUGCUCUUAAAUGCAGGCGCAUCUCGUUCCAUACGCAAUCGACGGUACAGAUUGACUCCAUUUGAGGAAGCACAUGACGAUGAAAUUCGAAGAUUAUUUUAUCGUAUUAAUAGUAUAAAUAAUAUAACUUCUGAUGCAGACAACGACCGUUUCACUGGAUUAUCUGGACAUGCAGAAUGGGUGGUGGAAUCUAAGCAGGCAGCAGAUUGGAAGACCAAUCUCUAUAAAUGGCUAAAACUUGAACAAUCUUUCGAUGAAGUAAUUGCUUUUCUAAAUGAACAUUACAUAGCUGAUCAUGUGGUUCGAGCAUGUCUUUCUGAGCAUGACAAGCAAGUGAUUCAAUGGUUCUUUCAUCAAGCAGCUUUACAGCAAAAUGCUCAAUAUAUUGUAAAAGCAUACACAUCUGCCACGCAAUUUUAUGCUAUAGUUAACACUCAUCUAGCCAAAUGUCUAUUGCGAUUCUUUCGCUGGAACUAUGAUGUACGACAUGCUAAUACAUUGGAGAAAUCUGUCGGCUAUCUAGCUUCCAUUUUCAUAUACCAUCCAGAUUUACGUUUGCUCAGUUAUACAGGUACAAUUUAUAGGGGAAUGAUACUUAGCCGACAUGAUCUCUGUAUUUACAAUGUUGGCAAGCGAUUAUUGAAUAAAUCAUUUCUUUCAACAUCUAUUGAUCGCCACGUAGCGGAAGUAUUUGCUGGAGCUGGUGACUCAAAAUCCAUGCGACAAAAUUUAAAUCAUGAUCCUAUUCAAUAUAUGACACUCUGCAUCUAUAAAAUCAUAAAUCCAGAUACGGCCUUGCAAAUUGGAUCGAUUUCUGAAGUACCAUUAGAACAAGAAGUACUUAUCAUGCCAUUGUGUGCUUUUCAAAUCAAAUCGGUUAAAAAAAAUUUAGGCAACGAUAGUGAUAUUGAUGUUGAAAUAGAACUGGAAGAGUGUGCUAGUAGUUCCUUUGAUAAUAUUAAUCAAUCAACUGAAUCUGUGCCUAAUAGUUCACAUUCACGAAUAGUAUGCUAG
Rotaria sordida is the source of this 1104-nucleotide messenger RNA. NCBI's taxonomy places the organism in Eukaryota, Metazoa, Rotifera, Eurotatoria, Philodinida, Philodinidae. The record is from the annotation of a GenBank genome assembly.